Saxophila tyrrhenica is the source of this 369-nucleotide messenger RNA. RefSeq lists its product as uncharacterized. Lineage: Eukaryota; Fungi; Ascomycota; Dothideomycetes; Mycosphaerellales; Extremaceae. The record is from RefSeq and is a predicted model, not a curated record. The transcript is spliced from 2 exons. Bases 1 to 369 code for a protein of 122 amino acids.
AUGCCGCUCCUCCGCCCCGCUGCCCGUCUCCUCUCCGCACCCCGCGCCCGUCUCCAAAUCGUCACAAACCCCUCCUUCACCGCGCGGAGGAACCUCACAUCCACCGCCUCGCGAAGCGCCGGCGACCAUGCACACGAAGACCACUACGACUCACCAUCCGGCUGGCUAUUCGGCGUGAAGCCCGGGGAGAAGUACGAGAACGAGGGAUGGGAGAAUGUGUGGUACUAUGGAUUCUUUGGGAGUAUACUGUUUGGGGUUGUGGGGUACUGCUAUAAGCCUGAUACGAGCAUACAGACGUGGGCUCUCGAGGAGGCGCGGCGAAGGCUGGAAGCAGAGGGCAUACUGGAGGAUCCAGAGAAGACAAGAUAG